AUGACUUCAACACUCGGAAAGUGCGAUCCCAAAUUUGAUAAUGUCCGAGUCAAGCUUCAAGAACUCCUCGACUCCGGCGAGGAGGUCGGCGCUUCUCUCACUGUCACCAUCGAUGGCGAGGAUGUCGUGAACCUUUGGGGCGGCUUUGCAGACGCGGCUCGCACCCGGCCCUGGGAGGAGGAUACCAUCGUCAACGUAUUUUCGUCGACUAAGACUAUCUGCGCUCUCUCCGUUCUUCUCCUCAUCAACGACGGGCAAAUUUCGCCGUACGACAAAGUCUCGAAGUACUGGCCCGAAUUCGCCGUCAACGGCAAGGAGGACGUUGAAGUUCGCCACCUGUUGGCUCACACCUCCGGCUUGGCUAUCUUUGAAGAACCCUUGGGGUCGAUGGAGAACCUCUGCGAUGUGAAGCUAUGCACAUCGAGACUCGAACAGCAGGCUCCCCGCUGGACGCCCGGCACGGCCUCCGGAUAUCACUCUUGGACAUACGGCUACCCGAUCGGAGAGCUCAUCCGCAGGAAGACGGGCUUGAGUCUCAAGGAAUACGUGGCUCAGAAAAUUGCUGGUCCACUCGGCGCAGACUUUCAAAUCGGCGCCAAAGAGGAAGAUUGGCCUCGUGUUGCGGAGUUGAUCCCGCCUCCUCCUUUCCACCCGCCCUUGGCAGAUCUGCCGCCGGACUCCAUUCCAACGAAGAUGCUGAACCCUAUACCCGAUCCUAACUUCGCCAACACCCCGACGUGGAGAAAGGCCGAGAUUGGUUCAGCCAACGGUCACACCAACGCCAAAGCGCUCGCGAAGAUCUGGUCGAACGCACUCACGACAAGUGACGAGAGCAAGCGGCUGUUAUCCAAGCAGACAAUCGACCUCAUCUUCACCGAGCAGUCGUAUGGACCGGAUUUGGCCAUCGGCCUGCCUGUUCGUUUUGGCGUCGGACUUGGCCUCCGAGGUAAUGGUGAUGCAGCCAUUGAUCACUGGCUUCCGGAGGGUCGUCUCUGCUUCUGGGGAGGCUGGGGUGGAUCUAUGGUUAUCAAUGAUGUUGAUCGUGGUGUCACGAUUUGUUAUACGAUGAACAAGAUGGGCCCCGGGAUUGCAGGAAAUAAUGCAAUUCAACAGUACGUGGCGGAGAUUUACCAGGCUUUGGGGGUUUCCAUAUAA
Colletotrichum karsti is the source of this 1155-nucleotide messenger RNA. RefSeq names its product beta-lactamase. NCBI's taxonomy places the organism in Eukaryota, Fungi, Ascomycota, Sordariomycetes, Glomerellales, Glomerellaceae. The coding region runs from base 1 to 1155 and encodes 384 amino acids. The record is from RefSeq and is a predicted model, not a curated record. The transcript has a single exon.